GUGUCUUUCGCCUGCAAGGACGAUAUCUGGAAGAAACAACUGCUAGCCUCUGUUCAUAAGGCGUCACUAACCUCAGGCAACCGUCGAGUGCCCCGCGCAGACCGCUGCCUCCGUCGUCAUAUUCCAGACCCGCGCCCAGCAGCGCACGCGACGCGCAUUCGUACAACUAUCCCCUCGGAUAACAGCUGCGGCGCUUAGCCCAGUAAAGGCGCAGGCAUGAGUAACGCAGACUUCCUGGGUCGUGCCAUUGAGACAGUCAAGAAGGCCAUCGAGACGGAUACCGCGGGCGAAUACGACAAGGCAUAUCAACUAUACUACAGUGCUCUCGAGCUAUUCAUGCUCGCCUUGAAAUGGGAGAAGAAUCAGAAGUCCAAGGAGAUGAUUCGAGGCAAGGUUGCCGAAUACAUGGAGCGUGCCGAGAAGCUCAAACAGCAUCUGAACCAAAACGAUGCCUCAAAUCGCAAGAAACCCGCAGCAAUGGGCUCGAAUGGAAAGGCAGCCGGGGGAAGUGGCAAGGGUGGAAAGGACGACGAUGAGGAGGGCGAGAUAGAUGCCGACUCCAAGAAGCUACGCGGUGCGCUCGCGGGCGCCAUCCUGUCCGAAAAGCCAAAUAUUCGAUGGGAAGAUGUAGCAGGGCUGGAACAGGCAAAGGAGGCUCUGAAAGAGGCAGUCAUAUUACCUAUCAAAUUCCCACAUCUAUUCACCGGCAAGCGACAACCGUGGAAGGGUAUUCUGUUGUACGGCCCGCCUGGUACGGGCAAGAGUUACCUUGCAAAAGCAGUUGCAACAGAGGCAAACAGCACCUUUUUCAGCGUUUCGAGUUCCGACCUGGUCAGCAAGUGGAUGGGUGAAUCCGAGCGGUUGGUAAAGCAACUCUUCGGCAUGGCUCGCGAAAACAAGCCUUCCAUCAUCUUCAUUGAUGAGAUCGACGCCCUCUGCGGACCUCGAGGCGAAGGUGAAUCCGAGGCAUCACGGCGUAUCAAAACCGAGCUGCUUGUGCAAAUGGAUGGUGUAGGCAAAGACUCAAAGGGCGUGCUUAUUCUCGGCGCGACCAACAUUCCAUGGCAACUCGACUCCGCUAUUAGACGACGAUUUCAACGAAGAGUGCACAUCAGCUUACCGGAUACACCCGCCAGGAUGAGGAUGUUCGAGCUCGCCGUUGGAAACACUCCAUGCGAACUCAAUCAAGGAGACUACAAAAAGCUAGCGGAACUGAGUGAAGGAUACUCUGGUUCUGAUAUCUCGAUAGCGGUGCAAGAUGCACUGAUGCAGCCCGUACGCCUUAUUCAGACUGCGACUCACUAUAAACCAGUCGAAGUAGACGGCACAACGAAAUGGACACCCUGCUCGCCCGGCGAUCCGCAAGCGCAAGAGAAAUCCUGGACCGAUCUGGAUGGUGAUCAGCUGCUCGAACCUCCUUUAAAAGUGAAGGAUUUCAUCAAGGCCAUCAAAGCUUCAAGGCCAACGGUCAGUGGGGAGGAUUUGAAGAGGAGCGCAGAUUGGACAAAGGAGUUUGGUAGUGAGGGCGCAUAA
Messenger RNA from Cucurbitaria berberidis CBS 394.84, 1533 nucleotides. Its product is annotated as vacuolar protein sorting-associated protein-like protein VPS4. The record is from RefSeq and is a predicted model, not a curated record. The coding region runs from base 217 to 1533 and encodes 438 amino acids. Gene Ontology annotation, molecular function: ATP hydrolysis activity; ATP binding. Gene Ontology annotation, biological process: endosomal transport; vacuole organization. The transcript has 6 exons. Lineage: Eukaryota; Fungi; Ascomycota; Dothideomycetes; Pleosporales; Cucurbitariaceae.